UGCGAUUGACAAAAUCUAUGCUGAUAUAAUGACAAGGAUACAAGUCACAGUAACAAAAGAGGCUGUAAUAAAACCAAACGUUUGGCCUCUCAGUUCCCCAGAGAUGACAUGUUGGGGUCAACCAUCUGUGUUUCGAUGUUGGAGUGAGAGAGGAACGGAUGUGCAGUACACUUGGUACAGAGUUGGACACCCAAACAACAUUGUCCUGCACCAAUCCACUGAUCUCUAUCUCCAUUGUUCAAACAUCACUGAAGACAGUCAGCUUUUCUGCUCGGCCUUUAAUGAUGUCAGCAGCCAGAGUAGCGAAUUUGUUUCUCUGCAACUACUUCAGUCUGCAGACAAGGACUGUGUUUAUCUCAUCUCAUCAAACAGUCAUGGUCUGGUUUACCACUGUGGUAUGAGUGUCUUCGUUGGAUUCUCUCCUCAGUUAUGAUUACCAUCUUAUGUGUAGUGCACGCAUGCUCAAAAUGUACAUCAAGAAGGCUUAGGGCUCAAGGCAAACA
Molecule: messenger RNA, 503 nt
Organism: Sinocyclocheilus anshuiensis
Lineage: Eukaryota; Metazoa; Chordata; Actinopteri; Cypriniformes; Cyprinidae
Exons: 3
Coding region: 29-433 (134 amino acids)
Source: RefSeq, a predicted model, not a curated record